Messenger RNA from Epithele typhae, 1107 nucleotides. RefSeq lists its product as uncharacterized. The transcript is spliced from 4 exons. Bases 1 to 1107 code for a protein of 368 amino acids. Lineage: Eukaryota; Fungi; Basidiomycota; Agaricomycetes; Polyporales; Epitheliaceae. The record is from RefSeq and is a predicted model, not a curated record.
AUGAAAGACCCCGUCCUCCACAUCCACCUCGAUUCUGGCGUCCCCGAGGGCAGCACCGAUUACACCACCGUCAUACUCCUCCACGGCUUCGCCUGGCAUGGAGGCGUCUUUGCAAAGAUGAUCCCCCCCGCUCACGCCCACAACGCCCGUCUCGUGCUCGUCAACCGCCGCGACUACCCCGGCUCCAAGCCCUACACCCCCGCCGAGCUCGCGCUCCUCAAGCGCGCGACCGCGCUCGUGUCCACAGACGCUGCUGGCGCGCGCACGCUCCUCGCGUCGUUCAUGCGCGACCGCGCGCGCGAGGUGUACGACUUCCUCGUGCACUUUAUCGCGGACAACGACGUCCCCGCCGCCGACGCGGCGCGCAACGCGGGCGGGAUCGUCCUCGCCGGGUGGUCGUUCUCGUCCGCGUGGAUGACCGCGCUCCUCGCGCACGUCGGGGAGUUCCCGAUGAACGACGUCGAGGUCGACCGGUACGUCCGCCGGGUGGUCCUCUACGACGGCCCGUAUCACUCCAUGGGGUACCCGCCGCCCUCAGACCCAUACAACCCGCUGUGGGACGCGUCGCUGGGUAGCGACGCGACGCGCGCGUUCGCGAUGUGGGUCAGCGGGUACUUCCAGCACGGGGACUCCGCGGACGCGAUCGAGAGGCGCACGCCGCUGGCGAACCCGGCGCCGACCCUGUCGACGCUCACGGACGAAGAGCGCGAGUCCGCGCUGUACCCCGGACCUGGGGAACCGUCGGGCUCGGACGGGCUGCUGCUGGCGGGGGGCAUCCAGUCGGGGUUGUACGAGCAGCUGAAGAACGCGGCGCUGUACCUGCCUGAGGAGAUUGCGUCGCCAUUGGGUGAGGAUGGUGACGAGAUGGUGACCAGCGCGUGGAGCGAUGUGGAAGUGCGGUACAUCUGGUGCGAACGCUCUGUUUGGGAGAUGACCUGGACGUCGUGGAAGAUGCGGGAGGAGAUGCGGGAGGCGCAGGCGCAGGGCAAGAAUAUGCGGAACUUGAAGAUUCUGCGUCUUCUUGACGCCAAUCACUUUGUUCAUUGGGACGAACCUGAGCGAUGCCUCAAAGCGUUUCUUGCGCCAGAAACAGCGUCCUCUGAAUAG